GUUCAUUGUUGGUUGUUGUAUAGACUUACACACCAUCUUGCUUUUUAGUUUCUUGUUAAAUAAAUCUUGUUUUUCUCUUUAACCUCCCGCCUUCUUUGUCAGCUUUGGACCAGACGUAACAAAUACAUUAUUAAAAUCAAACUUUUUUUUUUUUUUUGGUCUGAUUUUCAAGUUAUUUUUUGUUUCAAAUCAAAGUUUGAAUUGUUGUGAGUGACCUUAUAGCUGGUUGGUUUGGUUCAUGACUUGACAUGAACGCUUUUUAAAAAUCUUUAUUGGAAAAAUGAAUGGGACAAACACUUCAUGAACCAAGGCUGCUGAAAAAGCAAAUUCUCCAAACAUUGUGGCCGCACUUAGUGUGAGAACAGGAGAAUCACAUUGCCCGUUGAAUCCACUGACACAAGAGAAGGGAAUUUAAGAAGACAGAUACUUUUCACAAUCACUCAGUGCAAGAUCACAUGCAGACAUUCUACUAAUAUAAGAACGGGACCAGGAACAAUGAAAGUGUGUCAGUGCAUCCUGCUCCUCUUUAGUCACCUGUUCCUUUAUACUCUAGCUUGGAAUUGUGAAGUAAUACCUGGUACCCUGAAGCAGAUUGAUGCUGGGCUAGGGAUAGUGGGUGGGGUGAAUGAUGACAAUGAAGUUUUCCUGUUCCUGGGGACCAGUUUUGAAAGGAUAGGUUUAUCCGCGAAACACUUUACUGUUGGACCUGCUGGAGAACUAGGGGCAAAUUCAUCAAACAAUGUCUUCAAGUUUGUGGAUGGUAGCUUCAAGCUGAUUCCAGGCAUUCAAUUCAAACAAGUGGAUGCCGGAGGUGACCAGAUUAUUGUAGGUGUUUCUCCAGUAGAUGACGUCUUCUGCUUAAUUAAGGAUGCUAACAAUGUCGGGCCAUCUGGUGAUGCUCCUUGGGUACAACUUGCGGGAAAGCUGAAGUACUACAGCUGUGGUCCAUUCAGCUGUUGGGGAGUGAACUCUGCAGGGAAUGUCCUCAUCAGAAGGUCUGUAACUGGUGCUUCCUGUGGAGGGUCGAAUGUUUUUGAGGCUGUUGCUGGAGCUCUGUCCAUGGUGGAAGUAGCAACUGAUGGCAACGUCUUUGGUAUUGACCCUCAGGGGAAUUUAUUGCAAAGGAUUGGUGUUUCCACAUCUAAUCUCUUUGGAUCAAGUUGGACAGUUAUUAACAUGUGUCCCAAUGGCCACAAGCAUGUGACUUUUGAUCUGGGGUGGCUUUAUGUCAUCUGUAGUGAUGGAUCCAUCAGGAGAUGCAUUUAAAUGUCCAACAGAGGAGCUCAACUAUCAUUAUAAACAAAAAUUCCUUUUCUUUAUGUUUAAUUUCUUUGCUGUUUAACCAAUAACAUUUUAUGACUUAUGGUUUUACAUGACUUUUAAAGUGUCAAUAAACUGCUUCAUAAUCAA
Ctenopharyngodon idella (grass carp) is the source of this 1410-nucleotide messenger RNA. RefSeq names its product fish-egg lectin-like. The transcript has 9 exons. The record is from RefSeq and is a predicted model, not a curated record. NCBI's taxonomy places the organism in Eukaryota, Metazoa, Chordata, Actinopteri, Cypriniformes, Xenocyprididae. The coding region runs from base 496 to 1266 and encodes 256 amino acids.